UUCCAAUCUCACCAAAGCUAUCUCGGGUGUAAGCCGACAACGCAAAGGUUUCUGGGAAGUGCUGUCAUGGCGCUGAACACAAACAGAAAACGACAGUAUAGUGAUAGUUUUUAGCUGCAAUUAAAUGCUAGCAAGUUAUCCUAAUUUUAAGUGCUAAAUAGAAAUUACGAUCUGUUCAGGACGAACGUACAGGUACUCAAUAAUAAUCAAUAUUAGUAUAUAGUUUGCCAACUCUUGUUUGCAGGUCCCAGCCCAGGGGCCAGUAAAAGCAUGACAUUCGGAAUGAGCUGAACAUUUCGGUUAUGCUAGCUAAUUUCACAACUGUAACAGCAAUUAACGUGAAUAGUAAUAGCAGCUAGUUACUGUAGGCCAAAACGCUAUUUAUUAUUUAAUUUAGUCAGUAACUUAAUAAAACAACUUAGAAUUUGUUUCACUGAUAGUUCCUUGGCUACAGUUACAAGCUAGCUCCACGUAACGUUGAGACAACGUUAACUGCCAGAUAGGCAUGUCUGGAAACAAAGCCAUUGAACUCCAGCUGCAAAUGCGACAAAAUGCAGAAGACCUGCAUAACUUCAUGAAAGAUCUUGACAGUUGGGAGACUGACAUAAAGAAGAAGGACGAGGAACUAAGAAACGGGAUUGUCAGCAAAUCUCCAAAAAUCCUCCCACCAGUGCGAAACAAGGACUACAAAAAGAAGAGGGAGAAAAAGAAGGCAUUAGACAAAAAUGCAAAGACUGAAUCCAAGCCAGCAUCCAGAAUAAAGUCUUAUGAUUAUCAGUCGUGGGAUAAAUUUGAUGUGGACACAGCUUUGGAGUCCAUGGAUAAAGAGGACAGUGCUGCUGAGUCAAAUGACUCUGAAUCAGAGGAAGCUGGAGUCCCUGCUACUGACCGAGACAAAGCCCUUGCUGAGAAGGAGAAAGGUAAUCGGCUGUUUAAAGAAGGGAAGUAUGAUAAUGCCAUUGAAUGUUACACCAGGGGAAUGGACGCAGACCCUUACAACCCAAUUCUGCCAACAAACAGAGCAGCUUGCUUCUUCAGACUAAAGAAGUUCGCUGUUGCUGAAGCUGACUGCAACUUAUCAAUUGCUCUGGACUGUAACUAUUUCAAAGCUUUUUCAAGACGAGGGGCGUGUCGAUUUGCCCUGCAAAAUUAUGUAUCAGCCCUAGAAGAUUAUGAAAUGGUUCUCAAGCUGGAUCCUGGGAACGUGGAGGCACAGAAUGAAGUGAAGAAAUGUAAAGAGGCCAUUGCUAAAUUGGGUGGAGAAGCAGAAAGCCCAGACACUGCUGUUGUGGACCUAAAGCAGCAGCAGCUGAUGGAGGAACAGAGGAAAAAACAGGAGGCAGUGGUGCAGAAAGACCGGGGGAACGCAUAUUUUAAAGAAGGGAAAUAUGAGGCAGCCGUGGACUGCUACAGUAAGGGCAUGGAAGCGGACAGCACCAAUGUCUUGUUGCCGGCCAACCGGGCCAUGGCUUACUUAAAGCUACUGAGAUUUAAAGAGGCCGAGGAGGACUGCAGUAAAGCCAUAGCCCUGGAUGGGACCUACACAAAGGCGUUUGCCCGCAGAGGGACGGCCAGGAGCGGACUGGGACUUUUGAAAGAAGCUAAAGAAGAUUUUGAGGAGGUCCUGAAACUGGAACCAGGAAACAAACAAGCAUUAAAUGAGCUGAAGAAGAUCACCAGUGCCAUGGCCACCAGGGGUCUGCUGGCGACAGAGAAGCAGUCACAGCGGAGGACAGUAGAGCCUAUCAACAAACCACCUCAUCUGCGGUCAACCAAGCCAUUGAGGAGAGUGGAAAUUGGGGAGGUGGGUGGGCAGGACCCGGUCCAGGAGGAGGUGGGUGGGCAGGACCUGGUCCAGGAGGAGCAGUCUGUUGUGUUCACUUCAACCACUGCCACUGUCAGUAGGGCCCAGAAGACGGCUUCCAUUACAGAAAUCAACAGUGAUGUCCAGGGUGAGGCAUCGCCGCCCCCUAGUGCUAAGAUCCUGAAAAUUGCAGAGAUUUCCCACGUCGCAGGUGGGGAAGGAGAUGCUGUCAGAGCACCGACCAGGAAGCAUGAACAGGCCACCGUCAGCAAACCAGCAGAACUACCAGUUACAACCUCCACAACAGAGCCCGAGGCCAUGCCCCCUGCCCCCACUAACAGCUUCCAACUAGAGGCGGACUUCAGGAACUUUAGAAAUAACCCUGAAGCCAUGUACAAGUAUUUGAAGCAAAUCAAGCCUCAGGCGUAUGCCAAGAUCUUCCAGAGCUCUCUUGAACCAGACAUACUCAAUCAGAUUCUAAGGACAUUACAAACGUUCUACAUCAAGAACGAAGAACCCUCUGUCAUACUGGAAAUCCUCAGGAGUCUGGCCAGUGUGAGGCGGUUCCACAUGGCCAUCAUGUUCAUGUCCAACCCAGAGAAGAAAGUCCUACUAGAAUUGUUUGACUGUCUUCACCAAGCUGGACUUAAAGACGCUUCAGUUGGAGCCCUGCAAAAGAUGUAUGGAGUGUGAUGUCAGUGGAGAAUCAGCGAUAUAGCUUUUUACAACCUGGUUGAAGUAGUGUUAUUUUUUUAAUGCUUAUUUACAUGUUGCUAAUCCAAACCUAGCUGUACGUAAAUGCAUCAGUUAAUUCUGGCUGCCAUGUUGGAAGGUCUGUAACCUGAUGUGAUACCAUACAUAUGCAUGACAUGGUCAAACCAGAGUGUUCCAGCUACAGCCUUGCCAUCUAAUCUGAAUUGCUGACAUACCAAUUAUCAGAUUGUAGGCUGUAGUUGGAACACUUGUUUUCCUCAUGUUUAGUGUGAUGACCUAAUACUUGGCCCAGUCUUCAUUGAAGAUCAUUAAAAUUGCAGAUAAAUGGACAGAUUCUAACAAAAUCGCAUUUUUACAUGUUGAAAACACAAAUGGACUUAACAUUUGUAAGGAAGUCAACACAAUAUAGGAAAUACAUAUAAAUGAAAAUAAAUAUAUAUGAAAGACAUGGGGGUCUA
This is a messenger RNA of Esox lucius (northern pike), 2976 nucleotides long. It is a transcript of the gene rpap3, whose product is annotated as RNA polymerase II associated protein 3. The transcript has 17 exons. Bases 506 to 2497 code for a protein of 663 amino acids. The record is from RefSeq and is a predicted model, not a curated record. Lineage: Eukaryota; Metazoa; Chordata; Actinopteri; Esociformes; Esocidae. Gene Ontology annotation, molecular function: protein binding.